Molecule: messenger RNA, 720 nt
Organism: Caenorhabditis briggsae
Lineage: Eukaryota; Metazoa; Nematoda; Chromadorea; Rhabditida; Rhabditidae
Exons: 5
Coding region: 1-720 (239 amino acids)
Source: RefSeq, a predicted model, not a curated record
AUGGAUCCUCACGAAACCAGCAAAGCCAUUCAAGAUGUAGUAAACUCCAUCAAAAUUUGUUCUUUGGAUUACGAACUCAUCAAUUAUCACGUAAUUUCACAAUACAAAGCUGAAUGGACCGGCUUGGGACAGUUGACGAAAAAUAUUAUGAUGUCUCCAGGAGUAGACCCGAAAUCUCCAGUUCUCCAAAGUUUGAAGGAUUUGAAACAAGAAAUUAAGGAGAUGGGCAAGAAAAUGCACACUCAUCUGAACAAUCUUAAGGCCGCACUUGAGCCACUAGACUAUGACAAUAUUCCCUGGUACAUGGAUGACAGUAGAAGGUGCUUUGACGCAUGUAAUGUUGUCAGAACAUUUUAUCAAGAAAUUUGUGUAAAAUCCUCGGUGCUCUACAAAACCAUGGCCGAUGUGAUCUAUCCACAACAUCACGAUACCAAACAAGUCAAAAUUCAGAUUUUUCGAGACAACUACAAUCGGACUCCGCCUCUGGAACUGGCGCUAAAAGAAAUGAUGGAUAGCAAUGUUUCGAAUCCAAUCCAGAGGAUUACAGAGGCAAAAAUUAUGAAUGGUGAGCGACUAGAUGCUUGGAAAAAACUAAUUGAUAGCGUUUUUACGAAAUUGCUGAUUAUUGAAUGUUUUGCAAGUGGCUUGCUCCAUGAAACGAACCCAUACAGAAGAGAUACAAUUGACUUGGAGAUUCAAAAAUAUCUGAGAGGAGAUUGA